Messenger RNA from Filobasidium floriforme, 2598 nucleotides. RefSeq names its product guanine-1-methyltransferase-domain-containing protein. Lineage: Eukaryota; Fungi; Basidiomycota; Tremellomycetes; Filobasidiales; Filobasidiaceae. Gene Ontology annotation, molecular function: tRNA binding. The transcript has 8 exons. The record is from RefSeq and is a predicted model, not a curated record. Gene Ontology annotation, cellular component: nucleus. Bases 43 to 2403 code for a protein of 786 amino acids. Gene Ontology annotation, biological process: DNA repair; tRNA N1-guanine methylation.
CUUCACCUUAGCGUAUUCUCUUGCUGCAGAAUCUUGGACAGGAUGAAGGAGGAAAUCAUGGACCCGAGCGCCUUGAACGAUGUCGACACCGCUCUUCUCGAAAGCAAGACCGAGAGCCCGGACCUACCCGGCUCGACCUCUCAGGCGCUCAUCGAAGAGGUCCCCGCGCAGCCUAGGAGGAGUAGGAGAUUGGCCAAGGCGGAAGUCGUAGAACCAAAGGAGGAAUCCGUGAGAGAUGUCGGGAAGGGUAAGGGCGUGCAGGAGAAGGAGGUCACCAGGGUCUUGACCAAGGAAGAAGAGGCUCAGGGCAUGCUGCUCAAGCCGCUCCUGAUUCAAGAGCGAGUGCGACAUGACCUAUGGAAGAUGCUCGUCGCCACCUGUCUUCUGAACGUCACCACGGGUCGAGCUGCUCGGCCGAUAUUCUGGCAGAUCCUCGAAAAGUGGCCGACCCCGAGGGACCUCGGAACCGCCGACAAGGCCGAGCUAGAAGAGAUGAUCUCAAUCCUAGGCCUUGGAGACACUCGAUCUUCCCGCCUGAUCCUCUUUUCGCGUCAAUAUGUCGAGUCGAUCUUCAACAACGUCGUCAUCAAGGGCGACGAUGUCAAGACCGAAGAUGUUGACUCUUCCUCGACCCUUUGGUCCCCCAUCGUCGCCCCCACCAAGUCACCGAAAAAGUCUAUGCCUGCCAGCUUGUCCGAACUGACCCGAGAAUCCAUCUACCCGUUCGCCGGAGUCGGACAAUACGCUAUGGACAGCUUUGCCAUCUACUCUCCUCUGCUACCUGGCGGUGGAGCACCGAGAGAUGAAGCUUAUUGGUUGGAAGAGGGGAUGACUGCAGACGAGGCUGAGGCCGAGGGGAAGGAACGACCUAGGAUCAGGAAGAAGGCGGCCAGGGUGGAUGUAUCGAGUAGGGAUGAUUCGGGAGAUGCGUGGAGGAAGGUGAUGCCGAAUGAUAAGGAGUUAGUCAGGUACUUGGUCUACCGUUGGGCAAUUGAGGGUAUCGUCUGGGAUCCGAAACGAGGCCCCAUCAUCGAAAAAGAGGAGGAUGCGAAACGUCUUGCCCUGCCGAUAUCGGAACAAAACAAUGUCACCACCGAGCAGCAGGUUCAGGCGGGCCCGGAACCUCCAAAGACCACGAUUAUUGAUCUUAGUAUCAAGGCGUCCGAUCUCGUCGCUGAUGACGAGGAGGCCGCUACGAAUGAGGAGAAACCGAUUGUCAAAGUGAAAGAGGAGGUUGAGGAGGACUGGCGGCUUCGUCUGCCUGCGUUCCUUCGAUCGAAUCUGAAUAUCCCGGAAACCGAAGAGCUGAAAGUGUCGGAGGCGUCCACCUCCACCUUGCCCGUCGAUCCGAAUGCACCUAACCCUCUGUCUCAGAAUGCGAUGAAGAAGGCAGCCAAACUGGCAAGAAUGGAAGAGACCAAACUGGCUCGACGAGCGGAAGAAAAGCAAAAGGCCAAGGCGAGGAAGGCGUCUCAAAAGGCCGAAUACAAGGCUGGGAACAUGACGCCCGAAGAGGCGGCAGAGUAUCUUGAAAGGCAGAGAGAGAGGACGGAUAAAUUGAGGGCUAGACAGCGAGGAGGUCGUGCCAAGGACAAGGACGCUUGGAAAGGAGGUCUCGUCAUCGAUCUUGCGUUCGAUGAGCUAAUGCAACCUGGUGAAAUCAAAUCGAUGGGUUCACAACUCUCUUAUUGUCAUUCCUCGAACCGGUUGACAACCAAGCCCUUCCUGAAAAUUGUCUUUUCCGGUUUCCACGGCCAGCUCAAGGACAGGAUGGACACAACGCUUCAAGGUCAUUAUAAUGUCUGGACGCGGACAGAAUGGCGACAAGACGAUGUCGGCGGUUUCCCCGGCGGAAGCGAUGUUCAGCAGGAAGGGGUGAUCAACAAUCCGUUCCCAGGGCAGACCUAUGUCUAUUUGACGGCUGAUUCUGAUUAUGAGCUCGAGACACUGAAAGAGGAUGAGACCUACAUCAUUGGGGGGAUAGUGGACAAGAAUCGAUACAAGAACCUGUGCCGGGACAAGGCGGACCGACUCGGCAUUAAAACGGCUCGCCUGCCAAUCGGGACCUACAUCGCAGAGAUGCCAACGCGAAAAGUCCUGACAGUCAACCAGGUCUUCGACAUCAUGGUGAAAUACAAUGAAUGCCAGGACUGGCGCGUGGCAUUCGAGACGGUGAUCCCCAAACGAAAGUUCAAGGCGGAAGGCAAGGCAAUGUCGAAUCGCGGUCACAAGCGCGCGUGGGAAGAGCGGGACUCUACAGCUUCACCUUCAGGAGGAGAGCACAAGCAUAUGCGGCCAGACGACGAUGAUGACAGUGAUGAAGAGGAAGCAGACCGAGAGGGUGCUGUGUUCUCGACGGAGAUGGAUGUUGACGACGAAGAAGCCGCUCUUAAUGCGGCUUGAGGAGGGCGGCGGACCGAUGAGGUCGACGGGAUCAAACCUACUGUUCGCGUUGACGGUUGAAUCACCCUUGUCCGUCGCAGACGGUUCGCCCUUGUAUACAAAUAUAUAAUGGGCUGGUCGACAGAAAUCACACUUCCGAAGCAACUUGUGUAAUCUUCUGCUUGUCUUAACGUUUGCGCCAUCGAAUCAUGCCCU